Messenger RNA from Kluyveromyces lactis, 2898 nucleotides. RefSeq names its product kinesin motor protein CIN8 (gene CIN8). Lineage: Eukaryota; Fungi; Ascomycota; Saccharomycetes; Saccharomycetales; Saccharomycetaceae. Gene Ontology annotation, biological process: mitotic spindle assembly; microtubule-based movement. The record is from RefSeq and is a predicted model, not a curated record. Gene Ontology annotation, cellular component: spindle microtubule; nucleus. Bases 1 to 2898 code for a protein of 965 amino acids. Gene Ontology annotation, molecular function: ATP binding; minus-end-directed microtubule motor activity; microtubule binding. The transcript has a single exon.
AUGUCUGCGACCAACGGGAGUCCUGAAGGCGAUGAAUUGAAUAUAACAGUAGCUGUUCGAUGCCGUGGUCGUAACGAGAAAGAGAUUAAAGCGAAAAGCUCUGUUGUUGUGAACUGUCCCGAUGUUAUUGGUGCUAAUGAGGUUUCGAUCAAUACCUCCGGUGACAUAGGAAUCACUGCAAGAAUGAAUUCAAAAACGUAUACAGUGGAUAAAGUAUUCGGACCAAGUGCUGAUCAAAGUCUGGUAUUUAAAGAAAUUGCAGACCCAAUGUUCCAUGACUUCAUCAAGGGAUAUAACUGUACGAUGUUGGUUUACGGCAUGACCUCAACAGGUAAGACAUAUACUAUGACUGGUGAUGAAAAAUUGUACGAUGGGGAAUUGAGUGAAGCAGCAGGCAUCAUUCCAAGAGUCUUGUUCAAACUAUUUGACACUUUAGAGGUGCAAGAAAGUGAUUACAUGGUAAAGUGCUCAUUUAUUGAGUUAUACAAUGAAGAAUUGAAGGAUCUUUUGGAUGACGGCCAGGACUCCGGCGGUAAUAACAGUAGAAAGUUAAGAAUAUACGAUUCGCUUAACAGCAGUAACAAUGUGACCAAUGUGAAUAGCCGGUCAAGUUCUAGAUCGAAUUCUCCUACCGUGAAUUUAGAAGCUAAAAGAAGAAUACGCGCAGGAGCAUUAUAUAAACCGAAACCAAAGCUUCCAACCCAAUCUCAAUCUAAUGGACAACAACAACAACAACAACAACAGCAGCAGCAGCAGCAGCAGCAGCAGCAGACUCAGGGCCAGGUUAAUGAGCAAAGUUCUGCAAUCUAUAUUCAGCAUUUGCAAGAGUUUCACAUAACUGACGCCAAGGAAGGCUUACGAUUACUUCAAAAGGGCUUGAGUCAUAGACAGGUCGCUUCUACGAAGAUGAAUGACGUUUCGAGUAGAUCACAUACCAUUUUUACUCUAACGUUGUACAAAAAUUUCAAUGGCGAAACUUUCAGAGUUUCUAAGAUCAACUUAGUAGAUCUUGCAGGAUCAGAAAAUAUCAGUCGAUCGGGGGCACAAAAUCAAAGGGCAAAAGAGGCAGGGUCCAUUAAUCAGAGUUUAUUAACAUUAGGCCGUGUAAUAAAUUCGUUGGCUGAUAAAAAUGCCCAUAUCCCAUUUCGAGAAUCAAAAUUGACAAGACUACUACAGGAUUCUCUAGGCGGCAAUACAAAGACAGCUUUGAUUGCUACUAUAUCACCGGCGAAAAUAAAUUCAGAGGAAACAUCAAGUACAUUGGAAUACGCUACAAAGGCGAAAAAUAUCAAGAAUAAACCUCAGUUGGGUAGUUUCAUGAUGAAAGAUAUACUUGUGAAAAAUAUUUCACAUGAGCUGGCUAAAUUAAAGUCAGAUUUCCUUUCUACCAAAUCGAAAGAGGGGAUAUAUAUGAGCCACCUUCAUUACAAUGAAGUUAUGAAUGAUAUAGAAAACUACAAGACAGAAAUCCAAGAGUCUAGACGAGAAAUCGAAAAGCUUUCUUCUCAGAAUCAAUUGUUACACAAAGACAAAAAAUCUUCGCAAGAUACAAUCGAAUCUCAAAGGUUGCAAAUCCGGAACUUGCAAUCAAGCAUGGAUUAUCUAUACGAGAAGAUAGAUUUAAAACAUAAAAACGAGAUUGAACUAACGAACAUGAUCAUGAAAUUGAAAGAUGCUGUACGGAACAUGCAAGGAGCUUUGAAAACACAUGAGGAUCAUGAACAAAGGUUACAAUCCGAUAUCCAGAAAAUGUUAUAUGAUAAUAUCUUAGAGUAUCGGAGAAAAAUUGAAACGAAAUUGGACAACUUAAAACAGCAAGCUCUGGAACAGUCCUUCACUAUUGAUGAUGAUAUCAAUAAUGUAAAAGAUAGCCUAGAAACACUGUUGGAAACUGUUAAGAAGGAUGCUAUUAUCAUGUGUGAAAAUCUGGCUCAGAAAGUAGUGGGAGAUCAGCCAAAGUUCUUUAAUUCGAUGCUGUCUGAAUUGAACGAUAUGUUUUCAAAAGUCGAUGAACAUACAGAUCGGUUAAAGGAGGGCUUAAGUCAGAUCACAGCCGAAAAUAACAAUUUGAAAGCUUAUUUGGAUACUCAUUUUUUUAGGAAUAAUCAUCAAGAAAUUCUAAAUGUACACGCAGAUAAAACAUAUCACCAGUUGAAUCUUUCAUCGAAGCAUUUAAUGAGCAAAAUCACAAAUAUAAUCAGUGAUCAUGUCGAACAAAACAGAACAUUAUUGAUGGAUACAUUGAAGACUGCCACCACCGAAGUCAUUACUCAAGAGAUGUCUCAUUUCGAACCAGUCAGGAAAACAUGGGAACAGUCAUUCAAUCACAUUAAUGUAUGUGAUUCUUUGAGCAAUAAAUUCAAAGAUGAUACAACAGAAUCUUUGAAUAGCUUGAAAUCUCAUAUGGAAAGUACAGUACGUGAAAGUUCUCUAAUUGCAGACAAGAUUAAAGAUAAUCUUUGUCAUUUCCAAGAUAGAAAUGAUAUCGCAAACAUGACUACAAACAUUAACGGUACUGUGGAUGAUAUUAAAAACAAGCAUAGUGUUUUACGUGAUGAGUUGGAAAAAAAUGUCUCAUUUAUUCACGCCUCAAGUGAAGGUUUUAAAGCUAUAGAUAGCUCUCUGAAACGUAUAAUGAAUUUCCGUAUGCCCGAGGGGAAAACAGAAACUUUAGCAGAUGAUUUGAUAAAGCAUAUUGAUUCAAGUUCUGUGGCCCCAGUCGCGUCUUCUGGGAAAACGCCGUUGAGACCACUUCUCAAAUCUGAAACAAAGCAGAGAUCACUAUCGAAAUCAGUUUCUCCUGCAAAAAGUUCACAUGCCACCAUUAUAAACUCUCCAUUAAAGAGGAAGUCAUCAGACUCAAGAAUUUUUCCUGGGAAUAGUAAAAAACAACGGUAA